AAAUUAAUAUAAAUUCGCCAUCUAUACUGUGUGCUGAUGUAGAAGAAGAGAUACUUGUUAUUACCAAAAUGUAUUUUCAAGUACCAUUUUGUCAUUUAAUUGAAUUUAAUUAUAAUACAAAUUAAUACUAAAAUAAAUAACUUGAUAUUUAUAUGCUUAUAAGAAAUAAGUCAAGUGAUUUAUAAAUAUAUAUAAUAAUAAAAUGACUGGAAGUUAUUUUUGCUUACGCUAUGUACUUUUGAGUUGUUUUAUUUUUCUCGGGAUUUUAGGUUUAAUAAUAUGUGCAAUAAGCAGUCUGUUUGUUUACCAACUCCACGAGUAUAAUUAUUUAACUUUUAACAAUGAUACUUUGAUAAUUCAUUAUAUUAAAGGAUCAUCAUCACCUCCAAUCAUACUUGUAAUUACAGGAUUAAUAACAUUUGCAUUUGUAACAUACUUUUGGUACAUUAUUGACUACAAAUACAAUCGGCGGCAAAUAAUGACGUUUUUGCUGACAUUUACUUUGAUAUCAAUAAUUGAAAUUUCAAUUGGCAUAUGGGUGUUGAUAAUUCACGAAAAAUUAGGCGCUUUACUGGUAACAAGCUUGAAAAAAACAUUGUCAAUACCGAAAUUGAAACAACAGACAUUUCUGUCAUCAUUAAAAGGAAUAAAGAAUAUCAAGUUAAUUUGCUGUGGAUACAAUGAAACGUCAACACCUGAAUUUGAAGAAUUGACAUCUUGGUUUUGUUGCAAUUUCCAAAGACUCAACAGUGAAUCAAAAACAGUAUGCGAGGAUGUUUAUGGAAAAGAAUGCCAACAUUUAGCUAUACACUCUAUUCGUUCGAUACUUUUACAUAUUUUCUUAUUAACACUUUGUUCAAUAAUUAUCGAGACUCUGCUUAUUGUUAGCAUAUUCUGUUGUAUUAAAGUAAUGAAGAAAAAAAUACCAAGGCGAAUAGAAUUAGCCCUACAAAAACCAUCGGCCCCGCUUAAUAAUUUUCGUACGAAUUAAUUGUUGUAGCAGUUAACAGUUUUAAUUACUACCAAGAAGUGAUAAAAUUUUUAUUAUUGACAUUUGAGUCAUCAUUUAGGUAUAGGUAUAAUAUUAUCUAAUUAGUGUGUGACACCAUUUCUAACGAUUUAUAAAAUUAACUUAUCGAAAAUUUGACAAAUUACUCACGACCAAGAUUAUUAAUAUAAAACGAUAGUAAGCAACAGGUAUACACACAUAUCUAUAGCUAUAUAUUUAUAUAUAAAAAAAUUGAAUUCUUGAAAUUAUAUAUACUUGGGUGGGGCAUUUUGGAUAAUACUGUAUUCAUAUAUAGAAUAUCAUUGAUAUCUUUGUAAAUUUUUUUCAUCGCUAAAAUAUGUUAUAUACCACAAUUCAUAUAGUAUACUAUAGCAUAUAGAUAGAAAUAUACUCAUACAAUGGUAUACGUGGGUACCGAAUGGUAAAAGUGGGUACAAAACUCAAGACCAGUAUAGUAGAGAAGAGUGGUAAAUAAAAAGUCGUUGUAAUUGGAGAUUGUGACGUUAUUGUGCUGUGACACACCACCAGCAGUUGAAUAACUCGUACACAAGAUUAAUUAAUUUAAAACCUACAUAACAUAUAUAAAUAAAUUGUAUUAUCCAAAAUAAUAAUAAUAAUAAUAAUUAUUAAUUAAUUAGAUUUUUAGUAUAGUGGGAGUUAUUGUUUGUUUUAAAUAGUGAGUGAAUAAAAUAUUCAAAUAUUUGUUUACACAAUGAA
Cotesia glomerata is the source of this 1726-nucleotide messenger RNA. RefSeq lists its product as uncharacterized. The record is from RefSeq and is a predicted model, not a curated record. Bases 203 to 991 code for a protein of 262 amino acids. Gene Ontology annotation, cellular component: membrane. NCBI's taxonomy places the organism in Eukaryota, Metazoa, Arthropoda, Insecta, Hymenoptera, Braconidae. The transcript has 5 exons.